AUGAUGAAGAAAAAAAAUGAAUGGAUGCGUUGGGGUUUGAUUAAAUCUCGAGCUGUUAAUGCUGUUGUUGUUGUUGUUGCUGUUGCUAUUGCCGUCGGUAUUGAUUGUGAUGUUAUUGAUGUUGGUGAUAAUGAUGGUGAUGAUGAUGAUGAUGAUGAUGAUGAUGAUGAUGAUGAUGAUGAUGAUGAUGAUGAUGAUGAUGAUGGUGAUGAUGAUGUUGAUGUUGUUGUUGUUGUUGACGUUGAUGUUGAUGUUGUUGUUAAGAAUGAAAAUAGAAAUGGAAAUAGAAAUGUUCGCUGGCGCUGGUCAUCGAUACCUACCUACCUACCUACCUACCUACCUACUUACCAGUCGCACAGACAAUUUCUUACUUUAGCUGGGAGUACGGUAGGUAGUAUGAUCGCACGGUACUUUGACAAGAGAUGA
Messenger RNA from Botrytis byssoidea, 426 nucleotides. RefSeq lists its product as uncharacterized. The transcript has a single exon. Bases 1 to 426 code for a protein of 141 amino acids. Lineage: Eukaryota; Fungi; Ascomycota; Leotiomycetes; Helotiales; Sclerotiniaceae. The record is from RefSeq and is a predicted model, not a curated record.